Molecule: messenger RNA, 2358 nt
Organism: Closterium sp. Naga37s-1
Lineage: Eukaryota; Viridiplantae; Streptophyta; Zygnematophyceae; Desmidiales; Closteriaceae
Source: the annotation of a GenBank genome assembly
AUGGCUUCUCGCCGCCAGACGAACACCCGAGUCGCAGUUCAGGGCUACCAAGGCGGUAACCGGACGGAAGGCGACGCGUCGUCGGACGAGGACGCGACGCGCGCGGAGGAUCUGCGCGACGCGCUGAAGGAGGCGCAGUUCGUGCGGUGGUUCCGCGAGGCGUGGCCGUACAUUCAGGGCCAUCGCGGUAGCACGUUCGUUAUCGUCGUUCCCGGGGACGUCGUCGCGAACCGUCAGAUCUUCGACUCCAUCCUGCAGGACGUCGCGUUAUUGCACGGGCUGGGCGUGCGCAUCGUGCUCGUGCCGGGGAGCCACGUGCAGAUCAACGAUCUCCUGGAGGAGCGCGGCGUCGCGUCCGUGUUUCACGGCGCGUAUCGCGUGACGGACACGGAGGCGCUGGCGGCGGCGAUGGAGGCGUCGGGGCGCACGCGCGUGGACAUCGAGGCGAAGCUGUCGCGCGGCCCGGUGAUCCCGGUGCUGCGAAGGCACGGCGAGAGCGAGAAGUGGCACGAAGUGGGCAUCAGCGUCGCCAGCGGCAACUUCGUGCACGCCAAGCGGCGGGGCGUGGUGGGCGGCGUGGAUUACGGGGCGACGGGCGAGGUGAAGCGCGUGGACGUGGCGCGCAUCAGGAGCCGCCUCGACAGCAGCUGCGUGGUGCUGCUCAGUAACCUUGGGUUCACCCCGGCUGGCGAAGUGCUUAACUGCAACACGUACGAGGUCGCCACGGCAUGCGCCAUAGGCCUGGGGGCCGAUAAGCUCAUCUGCCUGCUGGACGGCGCAGUGGCGGACAACCGCGGGCGGCUGAUCCGCUGGAUGACGCUGCAGCAGGCGGAUGUGAUUAUAAGGAACCGCGCCACGCAGAGCUAUGCUGCCGCGGAGUACGUUAAAGCGGUUGCCGGGGAGGAGUAUAUUAGGAGCCUCGGGCUCGUCGGCGCGCAGGGCGCGGGGGGCGCGGAGGGGGAGGGCGCGGGGGAGGGGAGGCGGAAGAAGGGGAAGCGGGGGAAGAAGAAGCGGGAGGAGGGGUGGGGGGAGGGGGCGAGGGGAGGGGGGGGAGGGGAAGGAGAGGAGGAGGAGGAAGAGGAGGAGGAGGUAGCAGCGAGUAUGGAGAGAUGGAAGGCACAGCGGGCGCUGUAUAGCAUGAGCUUUGAGAAACCUGGUCCGCCCCUCCCCACGUUCAGUGGAGCGCGAGAGGGGAGGGACGUGCGGAGCGAGAGGGGGAACGGCAGGGGCAAUGGCGCGGGCGCGGAGGGGCUGGGCGCGCGGGAGAGCUGGGGGAAUGGCGGUUUGGCGGAGGCGGGGUUUGGGGAGAGUGCUGCGCGGGGUUGGGGGGGGAAUGGGGGGGGUGGCGCGGCGGGGAGGGCGGAGGAGAGGCGGGGGUUCGCGGUGGGCGGAGAGGAGCGGUCGGUGCAUCGAUAUGGAUUCCUGUCAGAGCUCACUGCUGCUGUUUAUGCUUGCCGGGGCGGGGUGCGGCGGGUGCAUCUACUGGACAGUGCAGUGGAGGGCACGCUGCUGCUGGAGCUGUACACACGGGACGGCGUGGGUACCAUGGUCUCCAGUGAUCUAUAUGAGGGCACGCGGGCGGCGCAGGUGUCGGACAUGCCCGGCAUCAGAGCGCUGCUGGAGCCCCUGGAGGCCGCUGGCGUGCUGCUUCCUAGAGGGGACGAGCAGCUGCGCAGGGAGCUCCCAUUCUUCACGGUGGUGGAGAGGGACGGCCACACCAUAGCCUGUGCGGCGCUCUUCCCCUUCCCCUCCGCGCGCAUGGCUGAGGUUGCUGCCUUUGCCGUCUCGCCUGCAUCACGGGGCAAUGGGCGCGGGGACAACCUGCUGGCAUACUUGGAGAAGCGGGCAGUGGACAUGGGCAUGGAGAAGCUGUUCCUCAUGACCACACGCACUGCCGACUGGUUCGUGCACAGGGGGUUUGCCCCGUGUGACCUGGAGAGGCUACCGGAGGAGAAGCUGAAGAAGGUCGACCGCAGCCGUGGCUCCAAGAGCUUUGUGAAGGACCUGGAGGUGAGCGACGAGGAGGAUGCGGAUAGCGAUGAGGAGUGGGACGACGCGGGGUUGCCAACCGACCUUCCCAACUUUGUGAAGGACCUGGAGGUGAACGAGGAUGAGGAUGAUGACGGACCUUCCCAAGUUUUCCUAGGGGGGGGUAGUGGUGAUGAUCAGGGCUCAGGAGCUGGGUUGCAUGAGGACGUGGCUAGCACGAGCACUCAUGGGCGGCUUGAGUCGUCACGUGGUGCCGUGCCUGGUGCUAGCUUUGUGAAGGACCCGGAAGUGAGUGACGAGGAGGAUGCGGACAGUGAGGAGGAGUGGGACGAUGUGGGAUUGCCGACCAACCUUCACGAGUAUUCUUAG